AUGGAAGUGGAAAGCAAGGCCAAGCUAUUAAACAAAAAGAAGAGCUUUUCUCACUCAACUGUUCUCAUCGCCAUUUGCCUUUUUUCACUCUUUCUGAUUCUUAUCCUAUAUCUUGCACAACCCUCUCCUUCCUUCUCUCCCGCCUUGAAACUCCAAAACUCGGUUACAUUUCUUCCUCUCAAAGACACAAGGUUUGCCAACACUGCAAUGAAGGGAAACACUUGGUUUAUGAGCUCCUUGAACGACACAUAUGAAGAAAAUGAAUCUGAAUACCUUUAUUUCCCUUCGAAGGCGUCCGACGAAAAGCUAUUGUGCAUUAAAGGGAAUGACAUAAGCGACGGCACCAGAAACUCAUAUGCCUUGGCAUAUCCUGAAGGCCUACCAAACUCCACCACAUUCUUGAAGGGUCUCGCGUUCAUGUCCGACACAUUCUAUGACUACGGAAACUUGUGGCACGAGUUAACGGCCAUGAUGCCUUUUGUCGGUUGGUCUAUCAAAAAUCGAUGCGCAAAGCAGGCAAGGCAAGUUCCGGUCGAAGAAUUCGAGAAAGAUGAAAGGCCUUAUUGCUUCGAGAAGGCGAUGGUGAUGAGGCAUAAUGUUGGGAAAAUGGGGAAGCAGAAGAAGCUUCAAGUGUCUGACUUGUUGAGAUGUAAAGUAAGACAGUUUUGUGGCAUAAACCCGAAUGGCAGAGGCAGAGAGGUCACUUUGAGAGGGGAGCCAAGCAUAACGUUGACAUUGCUAAUGAGGAAUGGAUUAAGAUCGUUCAAGAAUCCGACGGCUGUGAUUAAUGUGUUCUCAAGGGAGUGUGCGAUGGUGGAUGGGUGUACGUUAGAGGUGGUUCAGUCUGAAGAUCUAAACUUCUGUGAUCAGGUUAAACUGAUGACAAGCACAGAUAUCCUUGCAUCCCCACAUGUAGCGUAA
Molecule: messenger RNA, 921 nt
Organism: Malus domestica (apple)
Lineage: Eukaryota; Viridiplantae; Streptophyta; Magnoliopsida; Rosales; Rosaceae
Source: RefSeq, a predicted model, not a curated record